AUGGAGCCGAACUUCAAGCUGCUCCUCGAUGAGAUGGCGGGCCUCAAUCGCCAUUUCGAUGCAUAUGAUGACCGCUCGAACCGGCGGUUCUCGGAUCUGGAGCGCGGCCUCAAUGACCAUGCUUCCGCCGUUGACUCCUGCAUCACCGUUCUGGAGGAGUCGCUCACCGCCAACUCCGACAAUCUCGCUCGCCGCGUCGCCAAGCUAGAGGCGGAUCCUUUUGCUCUAGGCGCUUCGGCGGUGGCGUCCCGCCUCGCCACCUUGGAGGCCAGCUACACCAACCGUGACAUGGAGUUCACCCAGCGCCUCUCCCACCUCGAGUCCCUCCGCAUCGGCCCCAACUCCAUCGAGCGUGACGAUCGCGUGAAGCAGCUCGAGGCCACGACGGCGGAUCCGGCGUCCUGGUGCCCCAGCGUUGAUGGCGUCCUCGACAACGUUCACAUCACCGUGAAGAAGUUGGAGAAGUCCCGCGACAGCGACGUGUUCGACGCAAUGUCGCAUGAGCCCGGUCUGCUUCCGACUCCGACCAAGGCGUUGGCGUCAUCUCGCGACCGCGACGUGUUCGACACAAUGUCACACGGAUCCGGUCUGCUUCCUACUCCAACUAAGGCGGCCAUGCAAGUUUCUGCCGGAUUCACCGCCAACCCACCCGUGAUGGGGCACCACGUCGAAUCGACUCCACGGGAUUCGGGAUCCGGGGUCGUCACGACCUGGAUCCCUGUCCCGGGCAAUGACAUGACAUUAAGUCUGUUGUUCUUUUGCAAUGGCCAAAAGAUUUGGAUACUGCCGCUACCCUUGCUUUGUUACAGGAAGAAGUUGCUCCGGGUGCUACUACCCGUGUGGGUCGUUCUGGUGAUCGGUCUUCGUCGGCUCAUUUUCCGGUGCAUCCUCGGCAACCUUUGCAGUUGCCUCCACCACCAUGCCAAGACAAGACUCAGUCGGCCGCUACAUAGCCCGAUCAGGCUGUUGCUGCUUCCCCAGAAGGCUAGUUGUCCGCGCUCAAGUCGUACCAGCGUCCACUGGGACUUUUGUUUUAAGUGCAGCGCUAAAUGGUCUAAGGACCACAAAUGCUCACCUGAGGUGUUGCUGGUAGUUGAAGGCAUUUGGGAUUCUCUGCUGGAGUCUAGUGAGGAUUCUAAUUCUACAUCAUUUGAUACUGCUGAUGCACAGUUGUUAUUGGCUCUGUCGAAGGCUGCUUUUGGUUCAGCGGAGUCUGGUCAUGCUAUCUAUUUUGCUGGAUCUAUUCAGUCCCAUGCAGUAUCGGUGUCAAUUGAUUCUGGUAGCUCAGCUUCGUUUAUCAGUGUCUCUUUAGCUGCCAAGCUUGUUGAUGUUUCUGUGAUGCCGGUACCUAGUACAGUCAGGGUAGCUGGUUGUGGGUUGUUACAGAGCUCUCAGUUGCUUGUGCAAGUGCCUUGGACAAUUGAGCAGGUUACUUUUGUCACUGAUUUUCGGGUGUUGCAGUUGACCUCUUAUGAUCUUAUAGUUGCGAUGGAUUGGCUUGAGCAGUUUAGCCCGAUGCAAGUUCAUUGGUUGCAAAAAUGGAUGAUGAUACCUUAUCAGGGACAGUGGAUUCUGUUACAGGGCCUCAAUGCUGAUAUGCCUGAUAAGAUGAUCUUACUUCGGCUUUUACUGAGCAGCAGUCUGUUGGCUUAUCUUACCUUCUAG
Molecule: messenger RNA, 1665 nt
Organism: Miscanthus lutarioriparius
Lineage: Eukaryota; Viridiplantae; Streptophyta; Magnoliopsida; Poales; Poaceae
Source: the annotation of a GenBank genome assembly